Molecule: messenger RNA, 2131 nt
Organism: Callithrix jacchus (white-tufted-ear marmoset)
Lineage: Eukaryota; Metazoa; Chordata; Mammalia; Primates; Cebidae
Source: RefSeq, a predicted model, not a curated record
AUGGAGCAUUUGAGAGUACCAGUAGGCUUUUGGUCCCAACUGUGGAAAGGAGUCGAGCUCUGUUAUUUCUUGAUAGAGAGAUAUCUAGCAGCUGGUUAUGCUACCCUUCAGGCUUGUGAGAGUGUGACAGGACUGGCUGCAGUCGUGCGGAUGACUUACCUGACAGCUGGAUGGGUGUGUUCAUGGAAAAGAAGAAACAAUGGUUGUGCUAAAAAGGGCUGCAGCCAUGUUCAGCCUAUUUGCUGCAUGAAUUUUGCCCGAUGUGUGCCCAAGGACAAGGCCAUUAAGAAAUUCGUCAUUCCCAACAUAGUGGAGGCCGCAGCAAUCAGGGAUAUUUCUGAAGUGAGCGUCUUUGAUGCCUAUGUACUUCCCAAGCUCUAUGUGAAUGUACGUUACUGUGUCAGUUGUGCAAUUCACAGCAAAGUAGUCAGGAAUCGAUCUCGUGAAACCCGCAAGGACCGAACACUCCCACCCCGAUUUAGACCUGCAGGUGCUGCCCCACGACCCCCACCAAAACCCAUGUAAGGAGCUGAGUAAAAGAUUGAAGAUAACUAUUCUCUGGAGAAAAAUACAGUGGAAAUUGUACUUGAAAAAAAGAAUUGGUUAGCCAGCUUUGACAGGAAACAAAGUGAACUACUCCAACUGGUUGGUUAUCAGUAAAAGCUAAGGUAAACUACCUUUUCUAGACAGUACAUUUUUAGAUGAAAAGUUUUAUUCAUGAGUGAUAUCAUUGCUUCUCUGAGGAGUUCCAUUUUUGCUUUUCUACAGCUUAAAAAGGCACCAUCAUUGUCUAAAUGACAUCUUCCUUAAGUCCAGAAUUUGUGAGUUCUAGGGGAAAUGAACCACCCUUUAAAAACACCUAGUAAGUGUGAAAAAUUAUGUUAUCUCUUUUAAUAUUCUUCAUAGUUAUCUGAGGUAGAUAUUGUUACUCUCUUUUCUGUUGAGGAAACUAAAGUUUAGAAGGCUUAAAUUCACUUACUUUCAGUUUCAUAGAAAGGGUGGAUCACGAGGUCAACAGAUCGAGACCAUCUUGGUCAACAUGGUGAAACCCCGUCUCUACUAAAAUUACCAAAAAAUAGCUGGGCACGGUGGUGCGUGCCUGUAAUCCCAGCUGCUCAGGAGGCUGAGGCGGGAGAAUUGCCUGAACCCAGGAGGCAGAGAUUGCGGUGAGCCGAGAUCGUGCCAUUGCACUCCAGACUGGGUAACAAGAGUGAAACUCCAUCUCAAAAAAAAAAAAAAAAAAAAGUUAAUUGGGAGUUCAUGAUUCGAAGGCAUGCGGUAUUGGACACCAAAGCUCAGCUUUCGCUUCUUUAAUGCCUGGCCUUAAUAGAGUGGAUGACCACUUUUACCUGUUGCAGAUGAAGUUGCUAGGUAAACGACAGCAGGACUAGCUUCUGGGCCUCUUUGUCCUAUACCCUAUGUUGGUGUUACCAUAAGAAAUAUAUAUUUGAAACUGAACAUUAUAGAAGGAUUUUAAUUCUCUAGGUCUUAUAUAACUUGAAUUUUCAGAAUUGAAGAAAAAUAUGCUCAAAAAACUAUCAAAUCAGAUAUUCUUUUCAUAAUGAACACCUUUCUAAAAUCUUAUGUCUAUUUAUAGGAGAAAGGAAAUAGAUCAUUUUCCAUGACAACUUCUCUAUUUUUAAUCUACCACAAGUUCAUCAUCUUUUCUUGCCUACAGUUUAAUGAACCUCAGUUGGGAAAGAAAGGGAUAAAUAAAUCAAGAAGGUAAUUGAAGUACAUUUAUGGACUCCUUUAUUUUAUGUGAUUUGUCCAAGAAUCAAGUAAAUGACUACUUUUAAGGGCUUAAUAAGCAUUGGUACAAACCACGACUGCAAAUGCUCUCUGAUUGCAGUAAUUAACUUUGUAGUCAUGAAAGGGAACCCUUGAUCUUCCUUCAUUACUCAACACAAGUGCUCUGAAAAGAAUUAACAUGAAAGUAGCCUGUGAACACCAUCAUGUGUGAGGAAGCAAUAACAGUUAUUUCUUCUUCAGUCUGUAGAACACCAGUCAUUGUGUUGCUUGUCAAACAAUAAGCACUGUCUUGGCAUUAGCAAUUUUCCUCAGGAAAACUGCAGAACCUGAAAAAUGACCUAACUUAUAUGGCCAAAUAAAAAAGUCAAGUCUUAAGUGA